AAAUGUUUUGGGUGCCACCACACAAAACUAAAUAUUUCUAACAAUGAAAAAUUUGGUGGGCAGGUUGGCAGCAAUUUGCUAAUUCAAAAAUUGAUGUUUUGAGGUUAAAUAAUUUUAUUGGUGGUAAAAAAGGCCAUAAUGAUUCACGAGAUACUGAUUAACUUGUUGCACAAUUCGGACGAUUCGUUGGGCAAACUUGACGAACUCCAGGAGUUCCUGCACCCGGGGGAGAAGCAACUCCUCCACCACAUCAUGGAAAUAUCCUCAAACCACAACUGGAUCGUCUCAUUUUGCAAAAAAAUCCAGAACUGUAGUGUUGACCAACACGGUCUCUACAUCAAGGCUUUUGUGAACGGUGUGCUUGAUGUUUUGGGGGAUUACAAGAGCGAAAUUGUCAGACUGGAAGAUCAGUUCUUGCAAAACCCCGAGCUCCAGUUAAUUUUCAUUUCAAGUUGCUUGGAAAAGUACCAAGUAUUGUUCAAUGUGAUUAUGUCGAUUAUUCAAGUCGUGGAGAAGGACAGGCUCCAUGGGUGCCUCCUUAUGGGGCGGCUCCACAAAUACAUCUACUGUGGCGUGGAACCUAUAACCCAAGCUGCGAAAAAGAUAACUCACUGCUUCAACAGCAUUUUUUACCGCCACUUGUGCAACUGGAUCAUUUACGGCGACUUGGUCGACCUUUAUAAAGAGUUUUUCAUCAGCGAUGGCGAAUGCUGGGACGAGGAUUUCCUCUACCCUGAGCAAAACGAAGAAAGCACACUGACACGAGUUAAACACCGAAUCAAGCGCCCACCACCUGUCCGCAAAUUCACAAUAGUCUGGUCUAUGGUUCCGAUGUUUAUCACUGAAGAUACGGCCGAAAGCAUACUUUUCAUGGGCCGAAUCGUAUGGAUCGUCAAAAACCACCAGAAAACCAACACAGAUAAUUACCAAAACCUACACAAGCCUGACGUUUGGGACGGCAAAGAUAUAGAGUAUUACAAGAAAAUUCAAGCGCUCGAGACGCAAAUUUUCGACCAGAUGGAGUUCCAGAGAGUUAUAGAGGAGUGCAGAAUCAAGUUAACCAAAUACUUGUGGUCCGUUAUGGUGGACGAGGGCGACCUAAAGGAACACUUGCAACUUAUACGAGAUUACUAUGCGCUGGGGCGAGGCGAACUUUUCCACCAAUUCAUCGAAGCGGCGGAAAAUCAAACCACUUCGUACAACCUCAACGUGAUUUUCCUGGAAACUGCGCGGAAAAUCUACGGAGAGAACGACAAGACGUACCUCAGAUUCGAAUUAGCUAAACUGGAAAAGACAAGCGUGAACCCGUGGUCGAAAUUACAACUCAAUUUCGAAAUUAGUUGGCCCCUUCAUAUCAUCUUCAACCCAAAAUCGAUGGAACUGUACAAUCAAUUAUUCUGCUACUUGUUAAGGCUGAGCAGAACUCAGAUCCACUUACACAAGUUGUGGCAAGCGCACAUGUCCGGGAAACAAAACAUUGACCGGCGAGUGUGGACUUUACGCCAGCAUUUAAUUUUCCUAGUCAAUAAUCUACAAUAUUACCUCCAAGUGGACGUGAUCGAGGCGCAAUUUUCGCUACUUUUGAAAGCGAUCGAAAACGCCAACGAAUUCGAGGAGAUCAUCAAAGUCCAUCACGAGUUCAUCAGCAAUUUACUCGCGAAAACUUUCAUCCUGACCCCUGAUAAAAGCCACACUUAUCAAAACAAACACCGGUUACACCAAACUCCCGCCGUUCAGUUUAACGUCCCGAGUGAAGUUUACAACGUGAUAAUCCAGCUGCUGGAGCUGUGUGACAAUUUCUGCGUCAUUGCGUCGACAUGGCAACCGCAGUUAACCGAACCGGAAGUAACCGAGUUUGAACAGUUCCAGAAACGCACCGAUACCAUCGUCGAUUCGCUUUUGUUUAUUCUGUACAAGUUACAUGAACGAGCCGAUGGCCAACACUUGGUCCAGUUGUUGCACCAGCUCGACUUUAAUCGCUUUUUCACUCGAAACAAACCCGAGUUUAACCUAACGCAAAGAACGUAAUUUAUUUUUUCUUCAUCACUUUCAUAAAUAACACCAUAUCUGGAAUAAAUUAAUUAGGAGGCAAAGUUAUUUCA
Messenger RNA from Tribolium castaneum (red flour beetle), 2102 nucleotides. It is a transcript of the gene Grip75, whose product is annotated as Grip75. The record is from RefSeq and is a predicted model, not a curated record. Gene Ontology annotation, cellular component: equatorial microtubule organizing center; gamma-tubulin complex; centrosome. The coding region runs from base 139 to 2028 and encodes 629 amino acids. The transcript is spliced from 9 exons. Gene Ontology annotation, molecular function: gamma-tubulin binding; microtubule minus-end binding. Lineage: Eukaryota; Metazoa; Arthropoda; Insecta; Coleoptera; Tenebrionidae. Gene Ontology annotation, biological process: spindle assembly; meiotic cell cycle; cytoplasmic microtubule organization.